AUGAUUCAAGGUCAUCGAGAGCGGCCGAGAGCGGUGGAAAGUCACAGUUGCAAGUGCUCCAAUAAUGAGCGUCUUCUGCAAAGCGUUGUACUCAGAAACGUUUCCUCACCGUUAACUUGUACACAUAAAGCAUUACUUGCACGAAGGCAUGCGACGCGCCUGGUGACAGCGACAACGUAUUAUCAGCGUAAACAAUUCAAAAGAAGAGGCGUUGCUGCUGCUGCAGCGCAUAGCCAAGGCUUCCAGCCAAAGCAGCAAGAACAUCAACCACCAGUUCCGAUCGCCGUACUGUCGUACAACGACAGUCCAGAGGUGGCUCAAGAAGCCAUCGAAACGUUUGCAGCAGCAUUUGAGGACGACCCCACAACCGUAUACUUCUGCAGGCCCGGUCAGGGGCGGCAGUUCUACCGCUGUGCCUUGGGUCAGCAGCUGCGGGGGCAGCCGGGGGACAGGCAGCUCGUAUGCACGUUACCCCCAACCGCCGCCGCCAUUGCCUACGUCUAUCCACGUCGAGAGCCGCACCCACAGCAACAACAACAGCACCCACAGCAACAACAGCACCCGGCGUCACUACCCCUGGCUCCGCCCCUGGCAGAGGUUCCCCCGUUGCAACCGCAUCCAAGCGACCAGCAACAACAGCACCAGCACCAGCAGCAGCAGCAACAGCCCCCGCAGGAGCCGCUUCAACCGGUGGGAGGCUGCCAACAGCAACAGCAGCUGCCCCCGCAGCCCCCGCAGCCCCCGCAGGAGCCACCGCAGGA
This is a messenger RNA of Astrephomene gubernaculifera, 761 nucleotides long. The record is from the annotation of a GenBank genome assembly. Lineage: Eukaryota; Viridiplantae; Chlorophyta; Chlorophyceae; Chlamydomonadales; Astrephomenaceae.